Molecule: messenger RNA, 1781 nt
Organism: Rattus rattus (black rat)
Lineage: Eukaryota; Metazoa; Chordata; Mammalia; Rodentia; Muridae
Gene: Ap5s1
Product: adaptor related protein complex 5 subunit sigma 1
Exons: 2
Coding region: 548-1150 (200 amino acids)
Biological process (GO): endosomal transport; double-strand break repair via homologous recombination
Cellular component (GO): cytosol; AP-type membrane coat adaptor complex; late endosome
Source: RefSeq, a predicted model, not a curated record
CUCUCUCUGUACCUUCUGUCCCAGCUGAUGUGAAAAUCAGUUGCAGUUGUGGCAUUUAGAGGUAUUUUCGUGUGUGUUUCCUAAAACAAAGACAUGUUCCUGCAUUCAAAACCAAGUGGCACUGAUGAAGACCCCUGUCUCACACCCCAUACUUAAAAGUUGUCUUAAUGGUGCCCGGUAUGGAAACUGGGUUAUUUUUUGUUCCAGGAGCAGGCAUUGCAUUCAGCUGUGGUCUCUGAUUUCUUUUAGUUCUCAGUUUUUCCUGCACUCUCAUGACCCUGAUGCUUUUGGAGAUUCCCUGACAGUUUUGCAGAAGUAGAUUUAGCGACAUGUGAGAUAUGUCCAGCCAUGGAUGGCCCUUGUUCUGUGAUGCAGACCAGGAAUUACACUAUUCAGAGGCUAGGCUCGUCUAGAUGGUGAUCAGUGUCUAGCCACAACUAUCUCAGGACACUUCCAGGCCACACCCCUCAAGAGGAUGCCUCCUUAGCCGGGGUUUCACUUUCACCUCCUAGGUCUCCUGCUUCUCUGGAGAACCCACCCUGGAGCUAUGGUCCAUGCUUUCCUCAUCCACACUUUGAGGGCCCCGAAUUUGGAAGAUACAGGCCUUUGCCGAGUGCUCUACUCCUGUGUCUUUGGUGCUGAGAAAUCACCUGAUGAUCCCCGACCACAUGGUGCAGAAAGGGACAGGCUCUUCCGAAAGGAACAGAUUUUGGCGGUGGCCAGACAGGUGGAGUCACUGUGUAGGCUGCAGCAGCAAGCAUCUGGAUGUUCCUCCACAGACCCGCAGCCUCAGUUCUCAGCCGAGUCUGUGUCCCUGCAUGAGGCCCCUCACGGAGCCUUCCACCUGGCAGCUGGGGACCCUUUCCAGGAGCCACAGACAGUGCUAUGGCUGGGCGUGCUCUCCUUAGGUUUCGCCCUGGUGUUGGAUACCCAUGAGAACCUGCUGCUAGCUGAGCGCACACUCCGGCUCUUGGCCCGCCUCCUCCUUGACCACCUCCGGCUGCUGACACCAGGUACCAACUUCUUGUUGCGGGCUGAUCGUAUUGAGGGGAUCCUCACCCGCUUCCUGCCACACGGGCAGCUGCUUUUCCUCAAUGACCAGUUCGUCCAGGAUCUGGAGAAGGAAUUCAGUGCUGCUUGGCCCCGCUGACCCCUCACCAGAAUGAGGCUUCUGGAAAGGACAAAGAGGGAGGUAAGAUUGCAUACUGCUAAGGGAAGCUUGGCGUCUGCCUCUUGCCCAGUCUGCUCCCUACUCUGACAUGUGGCCACACUCAGGACAUAUGGAUUGGGCAAGCCCACAGGAAGGGACCUGAAUAGAAGGAUGUCUGUGCCUGUUCUCAGGCCACUGGAAUUGUUGAACAUCCUGAACCUGGAGCUGCCCUGUGGCCUCUUAGACUGUGCAGUGUCCACCAUGUCCUUGACUCUAGCUCCCUUCAGCCCUCCAGCUGUCAGUACUGGAGCAGUGUACUGCCUGCCAGACUCACCUUAGUCGAUAGCUACAGCACAGAAGGAGUCUCUCAGAUUCUCUUCAAGGUUGGGAAGCCACCCUGGUUCCUGCCUUUGCACAUGAGCAAGGAUUUUGUCAGCAAGGCCUGUUCUUCAUCCAUCUCCACCACAGUGUGGAGCAGGGGGAUUCUUCUUAUUCUUGCUUCUUCUGUACCAAGCCUGUGUCUGCCAGGACAGCUGAGAGCACAACAGCUUUUCUUGUCUGCUGGCCAGCAGGUGCCAGGCAUCUGGGCCAGGCGAUGUCUUAUUUUGAAUUAAAAACAAUGGCGGUCUGA